AUUCCCUGCGCCCUAGAGCCGGCAAGUGUCGAAACAAUAAACUUGGUGAAUCGGGAGGAGGUUGCAUCAGUAUCGCUAAACCCAAGCCUUCCAGCUAGAUGCAUUUGCGGUUAAAGAAUCGCCGCCGAAGAGGUCUCAAGUCGUAACUAAGGACAAAGCAGUUAAGGGCAGAGGCGCCCUCAGCUCCAUCCUGGGUGCACCAAUAUCCGUCCGCGUGAUCGCGUGCUUCGAUUUUUUCUACUGUAUGAAUUUUCAACAAUAUUGAUACACAACAUGAGGGAAUUCAAGGUGGUGGUGCUGGGCUCCGGAGGCGUAGGCAAGUCCGCGCUGACGGUGCAAUUCGUCUCGGGCUGCUUCAUGGAGAAGUACGACCCGACGAUCGAGGACUUUUACAGGAAAGAGAUCGAGGUCGACAACUCGCCCUGCGUCCUCGAGAUCCUCGACACGGCUGGAACCGAGCAGUUCGCCAGUAUGCGCGACCUCUACAUAAAAAACGGCCAGGGCUUUGUCGUCGUGUACAGUCUGACGAACCAUCAGACCUUCCAGGACAUAAAGGCCAUGAAGGAGCUGAUAACUCGCGUCAAAGGCACAGAAAAGGUGCCCGUGCUCCUCGUGGCGAACAAACUUGAUCUGGAGCAUCAACGCGAGGUCGACACGGCCGAGGGCAACGCGCUAGCUCAGAUGUGGGGUUGCCCGUUCGUCGAAGCCUCAGCCAAGAAUCGCACCAACGUGAACGAGGUCUUUGCGGAGAUAGUGCGCGAGAUGAACUUCAGCCCCGAGAAGGAGAAAAAGAGUUAUUGCUGCUGCAGUAUACUCUAAUACUUAAUCAAGCCAAGCAGCAGUUAUGACGUGAUUAGAAUACACAAAGAGGAAAGGAGAGGUGGUGGUAGUAGUGCGGAUAUGCGGUGGACUGACACGUGCUGGUGGUCACAUGUACAUGUAUACCUUUUCACUGUCGCAACUACGUAUGCGGAGGAAAGUGCGUUGGAACUUACUAUUUUAAUUUAUCGAGUUGCCAAGUGAUAUACGUGGGGGUGUUUCCUAAUUGCGGUCAAUUGCGAAUAUAGCCCGAGGAAACGUGUCGACUUUGAGAACGUAAAAAGUAACAUUAAAUGUCUCCUCUUCCUCUUUAUUUUUUUCCCCCUCCUCACACUACAGAGCCGGAAAACGAGCGCAUGACUGGCUGUAAACAUGCCUACUAAGAGGAGGAAAAAAAAAAAUAGCGAAAAGAGGAAGGAGAAUUAGACAGGUGCGCGUCUUCGUCGCGUUUCUAUCGGAGAUAUAUUACACAUGUGUACACAUAAAUAAAACAAACUAAAAUCAUAGCGUGACGCAUGUACUGCUGCAGUAAAAUCAAAAAGACGAGCGUCACGGUUAUUUUAUUAUACGCCGAUGGUAUUACGUGUAAUAAUAUUGUAAUAUAUAUAUAUGUAUAUGAAAUUGGUAGGCGUUUAAGCAAGAUACAGUUAGUUAGAGAAAGAUGAGAGUCGAUUGCACAUUAUACAUAAAGACACACACCUAAGGAUACAAAAAAUAAAUUAAAGUACACACACACACUCACUAAGUAAGAAGGGGUUAGGACCAAAAUGUUGCAUGACACAACGGCAUUUAGGAGUGUGAACAAAUGAGUGAUGAUUUAUCCGAGUAAGUUGUUAUAAUUGUUAUUUCUCAUAGGCGGCGAAGAAACCAAACUGAGUGUGUAACACUUUCUAGCUUAACGCUCGACCUUUUUUUCCCCCCGAUUUUGUAAAAAGUAUCUGAAAAAACAUACAUACAGAACUGGCCGAGUCGCACGCCUUAGAUUUUUUGAAGUGUGGUCCUUGUUUUUUCAAGUGUCCCUUUUAAUUUGAUCUAGUUUUUGUUUCAAGACCAUCGCGCGAUCGUCAACCGUGUUAAUCAUUACUAUAUAUGUAUUUCAAUAGGUAAUCGUUAGUCAGCAAUCGGAAUCCGACACAAAGGAGAAUAAAUCCCGUUUCUUUUGUUGGUAUUGUUCGCUAAGAAGUACAUAGUAGUUCUUAUGACUGUCUACUUGCUUAGAAUAUUUUUAGUUGACCAAGAACCACGAAUAUGGUUUUUCCAAGAAAUCGUAGAGAGUUUCUCUCUUAACGGAGAUUUCAGUUCUCAAGCUUAUUGUACUGGGCUCGAACCAAAGCUUUGCGGAACGUAAUAAAUCGGAGUGUCUUUCCGUGCGAUGGAGUAGUAGACGACUGCAAUUAAUGUCAUUUCGUCUCUUUACUUUUUCGUUUUAGUUAUUUACCACACUUGAAAUCUCAUUAAUUGUUGUACUAUAUGAGUUAAUAGGGACUUGAAAGAGCAAAUUGAUUUUAGAAUAUUUGAGAUUACAUAAAAAAAAAACAGCUUAGCCUCAUAGUCUAGUUAGUUUAUUUUUUAAAUGUUAUUUUCUUUUA
This is a messenger RNA of Copidosoma floridanum, 2408 nucleotides long. It is a transcript of the gene Rap2l, whose product is annotated as Ras-associated protein 2-like. Gene Ontology annotation, cellular component: membrane. Gene Ontology annotation, molecular function: GTP binding; GTPase activity. Gene Ontology annotation, biological process: Rap protein signal transduction. The record is from RefSeq and is a predicted model, not a curated record. Lineage: Eukaryota; Metazoa; Arthropoda; Insecta; Hymenoptera; Encyrtidae.